Molecule: messenger RNA, 4655 nt
Organism: Patiria miniata (bat star)
Lineage: Eukaryota; Metazoa; Echinodermata; Asteroidea; Valvatida; Asterinidae
Product: probable E3 ubiquitin-protein ligase makorin-1
Exons: 7
Coding region: 85-1665 (526 amino acids)
Biological process (GO): protein polyubiquitination
Molecular function (GO): metal ion binding; ubiquitin protein ligase activity
Source: RefSeq, a predicted model, not a curated record
UGUGCUGCAGGUGUCGUCUGCUAGAUGGCGCGCUUUUGCUUUUCACCAAUUCACCAAAUAAAUACUGACUGACGAGUUUACAAGAUGGCCGCUGCGGAGUCGCCAGGUCCGAUCACCGACUGGCAGAAAAACAUAACCUGCAGGUACUUCAUCCACGGUGUUUGCCGGGCAGGUGACAACUGCAGAUAUGCCCACGACAGAUCAGGGAAAGACGCCAAUAUUUGCAAAUUUUAUCUAGGCGGAAACUGUCGCUUUGGUACCAAUUGCAGAUUCGAUCAUGUGAAACCAAACUCAAAGACCUCACUGAAAAAACCCAACAAGACGACCUCGCUCGGCUCCGCCCACAAAGGUAGCAUGUCUAUCAGUGCACUUGAGGAUGCCCCCAGUAAGAUGGUGACGCUACAGAAGGGCGUUGCUAAUCAGGGAAUGGGGGAGGAUCAAUUGAGCCCACUCAGUAAGGUGCGCAUGGAGGAUCUGGUUGGUGCUGCAGAAUUUGUGCCUGGUCAACUGUACAUAGGCUCCGUGCCACCAACGUACUCAGCUGCAGCCCUCUCUGGUGUGGGCUCCGAGAACGUAGAACCUGGCCUGACCGCUACCAGUCAAGACGAGGCACGGUAUAGUGAGGACAUGCUGUGCCCCUUUGCGCUGCGAGGGACGUGCCGUUACGGUGAGAACUGUAAGUUCUUGCAUGGUGAGGUGUGCGACAUGUGCGGAUCAGCCUGUCUCAUCACCAACGAUCCUGUACAGAACAAACGUCACCGUGAAUUAUGUUUAGCAGCGCACGAGAAGAGCAUGCAGGAAGCGUUUGCAUUCCAGCACAGCAGGGAAGUCCUGUGCUGCAUCUGCAUGGAGGUGAUUCUAGAGAAAUCACCCGCCAAGGAACGCAAGUUUGGUCUCUUGUCAAACUGCAACCACCCCUACUGCUUGUCUUGUAUACGUAAAUGGCGCAGCGCCAAGCAGUACGAGAAGAAAGUCGUAAGAGCAUGCCCAACUUGCCGUGUACCAUCACCGUUUGUUACACCGAGUGAUUUCUGGGUGGACGAACCAGAAGAAAAGAAGCGAGUGUUGGAAAGAUACAAAGAAGCAUUAAGUAAAAAAGAGUGCAAGUAUUUCAAGCAGGGUUUGGGAACAUGUCCAUUCGGUGCAGAAUGCUUCUACCUCCAUGCCUACCCUGACGGAACGAAGGAAGACCGUACAAAAGCCCGUCAGUUCACCGGGGGGGACGGCAAGGUCAAGACUCACCGCUCCUUCUCGCUCUGGGAGUUUUUUGAAGAGCGGGAAAGCCGUUUCAUGGACUGGGACAGUGAUGAUGAUGACGACUGGUUCCUGUACUACGAUUGGUCAGAUGAUUUUGACUUUAGCGACGUUGAGGACCACGGACUCUGGAGCGACUAUUUAGAGUUCUUUGGCUCAGGCGAGAGCUCUGAUGAGUACAGCGAGGAUGAGGAACGGGAGGUUGCAGAUAGUGUGCAUGUUGCCACGCCAACCAUUGCCAUGGCGGCAGCAUCGAUACAAGGCGCGGCCGCCGCAUCGUUGGAUACCGAUGAGGAAGGGGAGGCGGGAAGUGGUUCAGGUGAGAAGGUGUAUGGCGCUGUUGCCGUAGCCGUUGACGAUGACAAAGAUGAUUAUGAUGACGAUGAUUCGGAUGAUUCUGAUUCAUUAUAAUAUGGGUUGGUUCCUUUCUGCUUCUGACAGAGGAUUUAAGAAUUGAGAAUACUUGUAGCGUAGUAUAUUGCAUGACUCUAUAAUUAUGCAAAAACAGAGUUAGGAGCUGGCUGUACAAAUGGGUGCUUUCGAUCAGCUCACCAAGAUCGACUCGGGUUAGCCCCAUGCCGUUCGAUUAGCUCUGACGUCAUUCUCGGGGCUCACCCGGGACAGCCACCACAGACCCUGCUUGUGGAGCAGAGUCAGUGGUGAAAAUACGUCACACGCAUGCAUUGUUCAUUCCAAGAAACGGACAAAUAUGGCAGCCGUGCAGCGGAAAUCUCAAGUGGACCCAAAACUCAACUUUAUUUUAAGUCUAAAGGUAAUUAGUUAUUGAGUUCAUUGCGACUUUAGAGGCUAUAUUUCCAGCCCAAUUUUUUUGAGUUUUGCACGUGACUGAAAAGCAGUCAAUUUCAAACUAAGACCCAGUCCGAAACGAGCAUUUUGUCAGUGGCUAUGGCAGCGGCUAUGAACAUCACGUGAGGAUCGUGAUGGCUCGCGGUUGAGCAUUCAAUUAGCCCGACGGUCGUGGCUAACCUGUCUGCCUUGGCUAACCUAUCUGCCUUUACCCUCGAUCCGGGUGAUUUACUGGAAUGCACCCAAGAUUUGACAAUAGUCACUCGUUCGUGUAUAUCAUUCCGUGAAGAAUAUGAAUUGAAACAUGUUACCGAUGAUCAAAUGGUUGGACAAAUCAACUUUACAUCUAUUGGAGGUUGGAUUUUCCUUUCUGACUCGUCACUAACCUUCAAAAUGUAGAGGUUUUUAAUUUUUGGAUAAGAAUACAAACAAUUUAUGUUUUGCAAGUCCAUCAUUUUUGCACAUUUUUUUUUUUUUUUACUCUGGUAAUUAUGGUGCUUCCAUAUGUAUCUCAGGACAAACACGUCAUUUGGUAGCGGCUGAUUCCCUUUACGUAUUCUAUUAUUAUUUUUUUUUUUUAUUGGUAAAUCAUAGAGAAAAGUCACUAAUCAACGUGCUCUGACACUGUGGAGAAAUGAAAGUGAACAUGCAUACCUUAAUGACAAUUUAAUUUUAAUAAAAUCACAAUUAUAAAACUGGCAAUAUUCUUCUCAGAAUUGUGCACAAAAAGGUAUAUGCUAUCGUUUGCAGAUUUUGGGUAUCGUGCAGUUGAACAUGAAACAGACCAUUUCACGCUUUGCAUUUUUUCCUCGCGUGAAAUCAAAUUCCAAAAAUGAUUAUUACUAGUCAUAUUUGUGUUUGCUUUUUUUAUUUGCAUCUUUCAUUUUACUGCAGAGCAUGCCCGAUUUUUGCACCGCACGUCAGACCCAUCUCGCCCAAGCAAAGACUGCAUAUACCUUUAAAAGUAGCAUUUCUUGGUGAAGGUGAUGGUGAGUUAUAAAAAAAUUUACAAAACUGACUUAGAAAUUUUCAACUUGAAAUACAACCAAGCAAGAUUUCAGACACGAGCCAAAAUUAAAUGUGAAAAUGAUUUGAAACUGUUCAACUUGAAAUAUGAUAUUUCAGUCGAUUGUUGGUUCAAUGCAUGUGGGGCAUCAGAUUCACCAAAUGUGAGACUAAUGUUCUCUUUAUAAGAUGGAAUUUUGCGUCGGGUUGAUAUAAAUCAAAUUAGGUUUUGCCCUUCACCGACGUUUUUUAAACACUGUAUACUCAGUGUGUUACCUCCCGAGUGAAAGUUGGAAAAAAUCACUCGGGUGGGACUCAAACCCAAUGUUCUCUUUUCUUUAAAUCGUAACUGAUGCCUCCCACCCGAGACACUUGCUUGAUACCAGUGACAAGUACAAUUCAAGGAAGGAGACAAAAAUCGCUAGUGACCUCCCGAAAUCUGUAAUGUUAACGACAUUUAUAGGAAGAAAGUGCAUAGGUUUAGAGAUGAAGCUUGUGGUAUGUAGACGUAUGUAAGUAUGGUUGUAUCAGAAUGUGUACCGAUUAAAAGAUUGUAUGCUUAAUCAGACAAGCAGGUACAUUGUAUCAAACAUUAUGUGGUUUACCUGACUGAAUAUUAAAAAGUGUCCUUUUCUAGAACUGUACGCCUGAUUAAAUCAGUACAAAUAGGGAAUUGCUGUUAAUGUUAAUGCAUGACCAAAAACUCUCAAAACGUCUGACUAGUUUGAAAAAAGCAAAUUUUCUGACCUUUUCGAAUUGCUCAAUUUUUAAAUUGGUACUUUUUUGGUACUUGGUGAUGACUUGCGCGCCAACAAUCUUUGAUUAAAAGAGGCAAACAUUUUCAAUUUUCGGCAGCUGAAAUCAGGAAUGUUGUUUUUAUCGGAUUAUUAAACUUGACAUGGACAAAUGCAUAACCUGUCUAAAACAUUCGUCUAUCUAUAAAAAAAGCUUCAAAUUGUCAGCAACGUGUCCAGAUUGUCUUGAGAAAUAGCAAGAUCAAGAUUGCAUAUGAAAAUCAAUGACAAUUCUGUUUCAUUCGAUUUUCUCCUCUGAAAAUCAUUGUGGGUUGAGGUGUUAAAUGUGUGAGGAAAUUAAAGGAAGUUUUUGUAAUGUUGGAAUUAUAAGUCUACUCACAAUUCCAGUCCUAAUUCUGACUGCUUUUCUCUGACUUUUUUUCCCCCCUGAUAUACGAUAAUUAGCCCAAUUUCCUUGUAAAAAUUGCGGAAGAAUGUCUUCAGAACUGUGGUAUGAAGCAACAACCUCUAUUUUCAAACCCAUUAGACAAAGACAAUUUAAUAAAUUGUAGUUUCUGGAGGUGGUGUAUGUAAAACAAAAAUGUUUGGACAACACAAUGUCCAUUGUACGUGCAUUAUUACUGCAAGAUUAGAAUGAAUUGAAUGUAGGGCUGAAACUCUUUGGUAUGUGGUAUGUUAAGUUUAACGGUCAUAUACGUCUUGGGAUUUUAUUAAAAUAUUAUAUUAUGUAUUACUGCAGCCAUUGUGCACUUGUUAUAUACAAAUCCUAUCCCAAUGAAUUGUUCAUUAUUUGAUUACAAUUUAAUAAAAUAUUCAUCUAUAACUUACAAAGCA